Molecule: messenger RNA, 2033 nt
Organism: Punica granatum (pomegranate)
Lineage: Eukaryota; Viridiplantae; Streptophyta; Magnoliopsida; Myrtales; Lythraceae
Source: RefSeq, a predicted model, not a curated record
UCCUUCCGUCUCCUCCCCUCUCAAAAACCAAACCCCGGGAAUCGCUCGGUCAGUCACCGAGUCGAGUCAACAACCAGUCGGAGAUUCCGAGCUCGGAGCCGGCGCCCCACCCUCCGUCGUGCCGCGGCCGGACUGGGCUGCAGAUGCGAGUCGUCGAGUUUAUUGGUUGGAAUUGAUCUGCCGAUCAAGGAAGCAAGAUGGCUCUCAACGUGGGAGCCGUGUCAAGGAUGUUGCAGAUGCGGUCGGAGGCUGAUCAAGUGUCCGUUUUUGCCUUAACUUUGUUUGUGGCACUCCUGUGUGCUUGCAUUGUGAUCGGCCAUCUCCUGGAGAAAAACCGGUGGAUAAAUGAGUCCAUCACUGCCAUUGCUAUAGGUCUGAUCACUGGAACUAUUCUGCUGUUCGCAACCAAAGGAAAAAGUUCACAUGUUUUGGUUUUCAGCGAGGAGCUUUUCUUUAUAUAUCUCCUUCCCCCUAUUAUAUUUAAUGCCGGGUUCCAGGUGAAGAAGAAGCAGUUCUUUAGAAACUUUAUGACAAUCACCUCGUUUGGCAUUGUUGGCACCUUAAUCUCCUUUGCCAUUAUAUCCCUAGGUUCAGCACAAUUAUUCAAACACCUGGAAGUCGGAUUUCUGGAUUUGAGCGAUUAUCUUGCAAUUGGAGCGAUUUUUUCUGCUACAGAUUCGGUUUGCACUUUGCAGGUGCUCAGUCAGGAUGAGAAACCUUUGCUAUACAGUCUAGUCUUUGGGGAAGGUGUGGUGAAUGAUGCCACUUCUGUUGUAAUCUUCAACGCACUUCAAAAGUUUGAUCUUUCCCGUAUUACAUCGGGUGUGGCACUGCGAUUUGCUGCUAGCCUUUCUUACUUAUUCUUGACAAGCACCUUGCUUGGUGUAGCUGUUGGAUUGCUUAGUGCAUACAUUAUAAAGAAGCUCUACUUUGGCAGGCACUCCACUGAUCGUGAAGUUGCUCUUAUGAUUCUACUGGCCUACCUCUCCUACAUGAUUGCUGAACUGUUCUCGUUAAGUGGAAUUUUAACGGUGUUCUUCUGUGGGAUCGUCAUGUCCCAUUACACUUGGCACAAUGUGACUGACAAUUCAAGAAUUACGACCAAGCAUGCCUUCGCCACAUUAUCAUUUAUAUCAGAGAUUUUCAUCUUCUUGUAUGUUGGCAUGGAUGUUCUGGACAUUGAGAAGUGGAAAGUCGUCGGCAAGAGACUGGGAACAUCAGUUGCAGUGAGCAGCAUACUACUAUUCCUGAUUAUGGUGGGAAGGGCAGCGUUUGUAUUCCCCUUAUCUUUCAUCUCCAACCUAAAUCGAAAAUCUGCAAGCCACAAAAUCGGGCUCAAGCAUCAGGUCAUCAUAUGGUGGGCUGGGCUCAUGCGAGGAGCUGUCUCUAUGGCACUUGCUUACAAUCAGUUCACGAGGUCAGGACAUACCCAAUUGCUAGGAAAUUCUAUCAUGAUCACCAGCACCAUCUCAAUAGUCCUCUUCAGUACGAUGGUUUUCGGAUUCAUCACGAAGCCUCUAAUAAGCUUUCUGCUUCCUCCACAAAAGCAGUUAAGUGCACCCUCAGAGUCUGAGUUAUCAUCGACUAAGCCUCUUUGGGUGCCACUUCUGCCCAACGGGCAAGACGCACAGCCAGAGAUAAAUGGCCACGACGUAAACCGUGUGGGAAGUUUGCGCAUGCUUCUGAGAACUCCGUCACACACUGUGCACUACUACUGGCGUAAGUUCGAUGACUCUUACAUGCGCCCGGUUUUUGGAGGAAGGGGUUUUGUUCCCGGAGUCCAGAGCUCACCUGCAGAGGAAGUACUCCAAUAGUCUGGACGUCCGGCUAAAAUAGCAGCAUCACCAUGUAAGUAAUUUAAAAUAAAGUGACAUUACUGCUCUAUGGCUAGAUUACACUUCUAGGUUGAAUGCUGGAAAAAAAAAUGGAAUCGUACACCAUGAUAUCCUGAAAUAUAUGGCGGGGGGCACGGUUUUAUGUUGUACAUAAAUCAAUUAUUGAUUAGUCAAUAACAAGAGCGUAAGUUAUGGCAA